CAUGUCAUAUUUUUGCAGUUGAAGCCUCAGACCUAGAAGAUGAUAAACUUCAUGAUGAUAUUAAAGCUGCAGAAAAACAUACAGCCCUUCAUUCUGCUCUAUCAGAACUUGCUGGUGAUUUUGAUGGGGAGGCUAUGUUCUUGCAGCGAUUUUUUGGUGCAAGACUAAAAGCUGUAGUAUCCACAGGUUCAUUGAAGCUUGAUCUUGCCCUUGGAAUUGGAGGAUUACCAAAGGGAAGAAUUGUUGAAAUUUAUGGGCAGGAGGCAUCAGGCAAGACAACACUUGCUUUGAAUGUAAUCAAGGAAGCCCAAAAGCUUGGAGGUUAUUGCGCAUAUCUAGACGUGGAGAAUGCACUGGACCCUCUUCUGCUUGAAUCUGUUGGUGUAAAUACUGAAAGUCUUCUCAUCUCACAGCCAAAUUCUGCAGAAAAUUUGCUGAGUAUUGUUGAUACUCUCACAAAAAGUGGAGCAGUUGAUGUGAUUGUUGUGGAUAGCGUUGCUGCACUCAUCCCCCAACGUGAAAUUAUGGGUGUAAUAAGUGACAAUUUCGUUGAAACACAAUCACAGAUAAUGACACAAGCACUCCGCAAGAUUCAUUUUUCAUUAUGUCGUUCAGAGACUCUUAUUAUAUUUAUAAAUCAGGUGAGAUCAAAUGUAAAAUUACGUCAGGAAGGACUUAGAAACGUAAAUGAGGCUACCUGUGGUGGAAAUGCCUUGCCAUUCUAUUCUGCUGUACGAAUGAGGAUUGCUAGAAAAGGACUGCUCAAGACUCAGGAUAAGGUAACUGGGCUUGGUAUAUGUGUAGAGGUGAUGAAGAAUAAACUAGCACCCGCAAUGAAAAAGGCCGAACUAGAGAUUUUAUUCGGAAGAGGCAUAUGCCGUGUAUCUGAGGUCCUAGAAUUGGCUUGUCAACACGGGGUUGUUCCGGAAGAAGGGAAUUGUUACUUAUUAGAUGGAGAAGUUGUCAAGGGUAAAAUACAAGCCGAAAAGUAUUUGAUUCGGAACGAAAGGGUUUGUGAUGAUUUGGUCAAAACUCUAAGAAGAAAGUUGUUUCGUAUCGAUCAAGAUUCUGAAUCAUGAUCCUUGCGUGUUCUUGCUCAAGUCCAAGAAACGUAGGUACCCUUAUAACUUGUAUAAAUUAUUAGUCAACGUUUUUAGAAGAUAACGAAAUUUGCAUUAGUUCCUGUUUAGUGUAAUACAUAUUUCUUUUUCCUGAAUCAAUGUUUCAAAGUUUCAAAAUUUUCUGUUUCCUACAAGUUUUGACCGGUUUUUGUGACACGGAUGCCAAGUUUAUUGUUCCCUUCGUCGUAACCGUUGGAAACAGGUAUGCACGCUAUUAGAUGUUGAAAGAUUAGUAGGUUCCUGGUCGAAAUUGGUAGAAAAUAAAACCAAGUUUGCCUUAUGUUUAGAGUUUAGUGUAACAGACCAUUUUUUCUGAACCACUGUAACGAAGUUUCAAAAUUUCCUAUUUU
Molecule: messenger RNA, 1471 nt
Organism: Cynara cardunculus var. scolymus (artichoke)
Lineage: Eukaryota; Viridiplantae; Streptophyta; Magnoliopsida; Asterales; Asteraceae
Product: DNA repair protein recA homolog 2, mitochondrial
Exons: 6
Coding region: 135-1079 (314 amino acids)
Biological process (GO): DNA repair
Molecular function (GO): ATP-dependent DNA damage sensor activity; single-stranded DNA binding; ATP hydrolysis activity
Source: RefSeq, a predicted model, not a curated record